This is a messenger RNA of Anopheles coluzzii, 12017 nucleotides long. RefSeq names its product SLIT-ROBO Rho GTPase-activating protein 1-like. Gene Ontology annotation, cellular component: cytoplasm. The record is from RefSeq and is a predicted model, not a curated record. The transcript is spliced from 14 exons. Gene Ontology annotation, molecular function: protein binding. NCBI's taxonomy places the organism in Eukaryota, Metazoa, Arthropoda, Insecta, Diptera, Culicidae. Gene Ontology annotation, biological process: signal transduction; negative regulation of cell migration. The coding region runs from base 3010 to 7200 and encodes 1396 amino acids.
GACUUGCAAAACCCUGUAACAAUGUUUACAUUAAAAACUGGCUUGGAAACCCUGUAAAGAGAUGGUACAUGUUGUAUCUGUAUGCUGCCAUCGAUUCACUAUUUCAAACCCCAGUAACAAUUCGAUUAUAUGUUUUUGUUUAAAAUGUUUCAUUUUUAUCUAAGAGAACGUUUUUAAAUUUGAUUAAUACGUUAUUUCCUGAGACGUGUUGGUUCCUCUUAUGUAAAACUAUUUAGUAGUCUUCAGCACCCAAACAAGAAAAAUAAUGGUACGGAAGUAACGGCAUUUUGUUUUGUCGCAAUCGUAACCGUUUCCAGCCUAAAAAACCGGAAGCAAUGAAAACAUUUAUGGUAAAACUGUCCAACGGCUGUGUGCUGGGUGAUCAUCGUUGCAGACAAGUUGUUUUUUUUUAUGCCAAAUGAAAACAGUUUUGCUGAUGUAACAAAACAUAUCAGGUCCAGGUGGCUGCAAGCGUAUUUUAUCAUCGUCGUGUUUAUGGCGAGUGUCAUUUAUGCAUGUAAGAUCUUGCAUCGCUUUCUUUCUGUUUUGUUGUGUAUGCUUCAAUACAACACACAUCACACUCACACACACCCUCCUGGACUCCAGUUCAGGGUGCGAAUAUAUUUUGUCGGAUGAGAAAGUCGGAGAAAUUGCGUAAUGGUUGGCUGACUUUGGUAACGUGCGGUGUUUUUGUGUGUGUGUGAGAGAGAGGGAGUGUGUGUGUGCUUUUGGAUGUUGUUGUUUUCGAAGAGAUCGCUCGAUCGCACCAAACGGUACAGGUGCAAAUGUCAGCGUGGUGAUCGGUGAAGCAUCUAAGCGGAGAGCAGCAUGGUGCAGUUAAUUAUUGAAUGGUGAUCGUUCGAUUGAUUGAGUACUUCCCAUUCUCACUAAGCUCGUAUGACGAGUGACAUCGAUUUUGCCACGGUUCAGAAAUGCAUCUCUAGAUCACCACAACCAAACCAAACGAAACGACCAUGGACAUGCGGUGUAGCUAUGAUAGGGGGUUUCUUUUCACUUGCAGCGUCUUCGUAUCAUUGCUGCCGUGUGUCAAUCAAAAGAGAUGGUAUAGAAAUGAAACCUCUGGACACUGAAUCGCUCAUUUGUUACUGAACUUGGUCUGUAUAGCAACAAAGUAGUGCAAAUGUUUCCAACUAAUAACAACAUGAUUUGUUAUAAAACUAAAACUGCAAUAUGAUAUAAAACAUUAUUUAGACGGCUUAGUCCAGGCACUUGUGAAAAGAAGAUUAAAUAUUAUUUCGGUAAAAUGGUUACAACAAAGUACAACAAAGAAUGAAGGUAAAACGAACAACAGCAACUACAACAAAAACAUUUUGCGCAGAUAAUAGCGGUGGUGGGUGCAUGCUUGUACCGCUUUUGAAUUUUUGCAACAAUUCGUUAUAGGUCAGGAUGGAUUGGCCACCCGCUUGAAGAGUAUAGAGAGAAGCGGUGAGGUGAGCAUUGCAACAGUGGUACUUUCACUUUAAUUUUUUUUAAUCACAACCAAUCUGAGAGCGCAUGCAUUUUUUCAACCAUAACCAAUCUGUGAGUGUGGUGUGAUGGUGUUAUAGAGGAAACUUUCAUUUUCCCGAUGCUUUGCCCCUUGUUGUUGUUGUUGUUGUUGUGAGGCGAAGUCAGACAAAUAUUAAAUGUCCUAGUAUUAGUAUUUGUAUUUGGCCAAAAUAUUACAUGAUUACUAUCUUUCCUUGAAAUGGACAAACACGGCGAAGGAAAACGGAAUCAGACACAAUCGGAUGCGCUGCCAGUAAAACCAUCUCAAUUGUGAUUUGUAAUUGCGUUUUACCCUUUUCCGUUUAGCGGACCGGAUGCUCACACAGGUUAAUAGCUGGUAGAAACGAUUACUGCUCAAGAACGUAAAGUUCCUACGGCCAAUGCAUAAAGAGCUUGAUGGUCGUCACGCCAAAUUGGGGUUGAAGCCAAUGAUGGUUGAAAUGUGCGAUAGGUUGUUUUCUUCAUUUAGAAGCACGCGUGCUUAAAAUAGUGUUGUAGCUUGUUGUUGAGAGCUUACAAUAUUUUCCCGAGCCAACAGAUCGAGCCGACAGUCUUCCCCAAGUCGUUGGGCGGAGAUUUUGUUAUUUACUUGGGCAGCAGCAAUCAAAACAAAAACACAGCUGAAGAAAACCAUUCCCAGUACGUACGUACGCAAGUGUGUGCGGCAUUACUCACUCCCUCCAUAGGUUUGCUGAUCGACAUCUGUGUCGUUUCAAAUAUCCGCCAGCAACAAACGUCCACAAAGGUCUUCACAAGUCGACGGCCUUUGGAUUGUUGUGUAGUGUUGUAGUGUUAGGCAUGCGCAUCGGGCAGUUUUCUGAAUGCGUGCACCAUUCAUUCAUUCAUUCAUGCUUAGAAUGCAGUUGAGAAUGACGGAGAGAAAUCGAAGAAUCUGGUUCCGUUUGUCGGAGCAGACAAUCACGACGACGGUACGUUUGUCCAUAGGUUAGAGCUUCCGGUGUGAACAAACUAAUUUUAACGCGGUGUGCUUGUGUGUGUGUGUGUCUGUAUGUGUGUAUUAGCGGAACGCACUUUCGCCGUUGUUGUGGUGAUUUAGUUACCGCUGUGGAGAACAGAACAGAGCGCAAAGGACACAGUAGAGGCCAGACCGCCGGAAUUGGAAUAAUAUUUGGUGUGCAUCAUUCUUCAUGCAAGUACAAAUUAGUUGUGGCUUAAAAAAUGGUACAGCUACUCGAGUGCCCAAGCGAGCUGAUGAUGGUUUAGUUAUAUUUUGUGAGUGCAUUAGUCCGCACCAGCCAAUGCCCAAGUCGAAGCGUGAAUAGUGUGAGUUUAAAGUGUGUAAGCAUUGAUAAGAGAGUCGAAGACGCAGCAUAGUUUACAAUAGUGAUGUUCUUUGGUGUUUCUUUGGUUCGAAAGCGCAAUCUUUAUUUGAUACAGCUAAAAUAAUAUUAUCUGCUGCGUAAGAAAAAGUAAUAGUGAUUCUCAAGACGAGAAAAGAACAACUCGAAAUUUAAACCAGUGUUAUUCAGCGGACAAAACAUGUUUCAAUGCAUUAUACAGCAACGUAAUGGAUGGAUCCAUCAACCGAGUCCCGAAUUUCGGGAUGUCUUUCCAGAUAUCAGACAACAGCUGAACGAGCAGCUCAAAUUUCUGGAUGUUCGCAUGGAAGCACAGAUUGCGCUCGUACAAGAGCUGCAAGAUUUUUUUCGACGACGAGGCGAGGUAGAACUUGAUUACAGCAAGAGCUUGGACAAGCUAGCUAAAAGCUUGCAGCUUCGACACAAAGAGCAGCGGCAAAAGCGUGAGCAAUGGCCAAUGUUCUCUUCUUACUCUUGCUGGCAACAGCUUGUCAAUCAAACCAAAUCCCUAUCUAGGGAUCAUGCGGCAAUGUCGGAGAUUUACUCUACACAUUUGGUAGCACGUUUGCAGACAGUGUGGGACGACGUUCAACGUAUCUACAGAAAGUGUCGAGAAAUUGGGUUUGAAACGCACGUUGAAAUAUUGCGAAUUUUACAAGAACUGCACACAAACAUGAAAACGUACCACACGUUGCAAACGGAAGCAAAAGAAGCAGAAAAAAAGUUGCGACUUGCCGAAAACCAGCGGAUGAAGCUGCAGCAGAGUGUGCCGAAAGAAAAGCUGGAGCGUAGCAAAAAGUAUCGUUUGAUCGAGAAAGAGGUACUGAAAAGAAAAAAUAAGUACACAGACGCAAGACUGAAGGCGCUCAAGGCAAAGAACGAGUAUCAGCUGUGCCUGGAAGCUUCCAAUACGACGAUCCACAAAUAUUUUGUCGAAGACUUGAGCGAUCUAAUUGAUUGUAUGGAUCUGGGUUUUCAUUCGGUCGUCUCGCGUGCACUGCUGAUGCACGUUUCCGCAGAUCAGGGUCGUUGUCGAGCGGUGCUACAUAAUGCCGAAACCCUAUCACAUAUCGUCAACUCAAUGGACAGUCGGGCGGACAAACAGAAAUUUCUUGAACAACACAGUGCAGCUUUUAUGAUUCCAAAACGGUUAGAGUUCCAGGGACAGGACGAAGAUGUAGAACCGGAGCUGCAAAAAGCGUUGCAUCAAGAAAUGGAAUCUCGGCUAAUGCAGCUAGAACAGCGCGUGAACAAUUUGCGUAUGGAAUCGGAGGAAAUUUGGAAAACCCUGGAAACAGCUGAAAUCAAUCUGCUUGACAUACUCAAUACUAAGGAUUAUGAUUGUACUAGUGCUUUCGGUGACGGUGCGGUUGCUUUUCAGAAGCCCGAAAAUACGUCCGUAAAACUGCGAUCAGACAAAAAUGAAAUAGAAGAAUUCUACAUAACGAAAAUUCGCGAAUACAUUCUUGCAACAUCGCGAAUAGCGCGGUUAGAUUCAAAAGCAGAAUACCUGCGGAACGCUUUGGCAAAAGAUUCAGCUAUCAAAACAGAUACCCUUACAAAAUCGAACGUCCCGAAACGGAAGCGUAUCGGUCGUAUGAACAAAUCGGGUCGACCAAAACUGUUCGGUGGUUCGCUUGAGGAAUACUUGGAAGUUUCGGGGGAAGAAAUUCCGCUCAUUGUGCGAAGCUGCAUCAGAGUCAUCAAUCUUUUUGGGUUACAUCACCAAGGCAUAUUCCGUGUUUCAGGAUCUCAAGUAGAAAUAAGUAACUUUAAAGAAGCCUUUGAACGAGGUGACGAUCCGCUAGCUGAAAUGACCGAUGCGUCCGAUAUCAAUUCUGUCGCUGGUGUGUUGAAACUGUAUUUACGCGAACUUCGAGAACCACUGUUUCCUUUAAUUUACUUUGAUCAUUUCGUUCAACUGGCACAGCUUGAAUCCAAGCAAGAUAUCGUAUCGGGUAUAAGAAAGUUUUUCCAAAGUCUCCCAAAGUCAGUUGUAGUGGUUAUUCGGUAUCUUUUCGCAUUUUUGAACCACUUAUCAGAAUAUUCCGAUGAAAAUAUGAUGGAUGCUUACAACUUGGCAAUCUGUUUUGGUCCCACACUGAUGCCAGCGCCCGAGGAUAAAGACCAAGUGCAGUAUCAGAAUCAAGUAAAUGAGCUGAUAAAGAACAUCAUUGUCCAUCAUGCAGAACUCUUCCCGAAGGAUCUUGGUGGAAUUCAUUACGAAAAGUUUAUCACUUCAGAAACGUUUGAAGACAUUGAUGUUGGAGACUCACCCACAGAGCAAGUGUCGGAAGAUCCGGAUUCAGAAGUGUAUCCAUCAGAGGAUGAGUCAGACACAUUUGAAGCAAUCGUUCAGUUUGAUUUCAAUGCACGUUCCGAGAGGGAAUUAUCGUUACGGAAAGGGGAUACUGUGAUACUGUACAAUCAGGUUUCCAACGAUUGGUGGCGAGGUGCAGUAAACGGUAAAACUGGACUUAUUCCAGAUAAGUACAUAUCGCUAAAAAUCAAGGAUGAAGAGCGCGAUAAAAGUGAACAUUUGAAAUCUUCCAGUUCAGAAGAAUCCGUCCGAAAGCGUCGUCCCAGUGGAAACAUUUCACUUAACAGUCAACUUUCGAUUUGUACACAAAACUCGAACACCCUCUCGAAUAUAACGUGCGGUAGUGAUUAUACCGCUUCGACUGUAAGCGCUGCAACGGCAUCUGCCGGUGGACACAGUGCAACUGGCAAUGGUGCGACAACUGCAGCUGGUGGUACACCUAGUGGCAGUGGAGCCGCGGGAACUUCUGCCGGAUUAAUUCAAACGUCAUUGCCUUCUCCCGGGCAUCCGCAAUAUCAAACAAUUCAGAAUUCUUCACAAGGAGGCUCAUCUGGCCACCAUUCUACAUCUUCUCAGUCACAGCCUCCACAGCAAUCUAUUGCGAUAGUAACACAUCAGCCACCGUUGCCAUCGACACACCAUGCUCCUCCGCUGAUUGGCGAAAAGUUGGGCAAUGAACGAAAGGAUGCCGACUUCAUACACUAUGAUAGUGUGGAUCACCUGAAAGCAUCGCCAUACAGCUACCACGACGAACCGCACUCGUUCGAAAACUCUUUCGAGUUUGUCGAAGACAUGGCUCUUUUCACAUACGAGACAUCAAAACCAUCGGAACCGAUUUAUGCCGAACCGACCAAAAUUACUACGAACCGCGAGAAAUCACCAGCGGCUGACAGUGGCACAAGCAGCAACAGCAACGAAGAUGAAAUGGAUAGCGUGGAAAUCCGACCCCGGCUUGGCGGAAUGGGAGAACCAUCAGAGCAUAGCAAAUCGACUCUUGGUUUGAAUCGCCGCAGCGAAACGACUCUAUCCACCGGCAAAACAAUCGCUGUUGACGGUGAACCAUCGGCCGUGGAUAACCAAUCCGAUCAAUCCCGACCAAUGCGAAAGUAUCACGCGAAGAGCUUCAGCCUGUCAGAGAACAAACUAUCCCUAGUUGCUGGUGGCGGUGGAUCAGCAACGCUAAAUGUGUUUCAACAGAACCGCGACCUGUGGCAGAAACGCGCUGCACAAAGCUCAUACCAAAACCUAACAACGUCGCGCAUUCUAAGUCGUAACCGAAUUGCACCAGAUUUGGUGAUGGAUCUUCCGCCCUCCGCCAUUAGCAAGGAAACCGCACACGCAUCAAGAGAAUCUUUAGACACCGAGCUAGAGGAUAUGACCUCAGCUGAACGGUUUGCUGCUCAGAACCAGUGUACAUUGAAAAAGAACGAACGAUUUUCGAAUGAAUCUCCUGUGUAUGAAAAUAACACGGUGAAAAAAGAGGUAAAGCUGGAUGUGAAAGGAGCAACGGUGACUGAUAAACCGAAAGCAGAAGUGAAGCCACAAGAAAACAGUAUUAAAAGUUCAAGCACGGCUGCAACUGAAGCUUCAAAAUCAUUAGAAGGUUGUAGUGCUGACGCUGGGAAAGAAGACGAAUCACGAAGAUUAUCAGCAAUUACCGUCCCCGUUGCGUCUUCCUCGUCUACAACAAGUGUGGCCCCAGGUGCGGUCACUGACGUGGCCGAAUUAGAAGUUGCUUCCUCUUCAAACGAAACUGAACUAUCGCUAGCGCCAUCGUCGUUACCGGGAAAAGAACUUAGCAAGAGUCCGAUCCCUGUGCGCAACACACAGAAAUUUGUGUCCCAGUUUGCUGAUUUACAUUUAACUGGCGGCUGUCUGAUGAAGUCAACCGAAGGGACGUCGGCAGCAAGCGCCUCUUCCAUGACGCAGGAGCAACAAGCAAAGAAUCUGAGCUCAUUCAAACCGCAAGUAAAAGUGAAGCCACAAAUACUGAAAAAGCCCCAGGUGCUACCACCGCAAACGCCCGAAAUGCAACGCCGCAAUGCAGACUAGAAGUGGGCUCUGUUCUCACGCUCUAAUACGUUCAACAUGUAAAUAUGUGUGCACGUAGCAAAUGGAAGCGAUGAGAACAUUAUCACCUGAUAAAGCAUGGCGCGGUCAGGUUGAGAUGCGCAUCGUCUUUCUGUAUGGUGUUUCUGAUAUACACGGUGAAUGCUACUACAGAAAGGGAAACGCAUGAGACUAACAGACAGAAUGCGUACGGUGUGAAGCGUAAAGAGAUUGGCAUGAAAGUGACUGAUUGCAAAAUGAUGCAAAGUGUACAACCUUUGCAAGAACCUUGACAAAGUAAACAUUACACAUACAUCCAUUUUCCGAGGAUGUGGUAGUCCGAUCGCCAUGAAUGAAGCCAUGAUGGAACCUUUUGGUUUGGUAAUUAGGCGUGAUCAAAGUACAGCGCAUUGUUGGUAUUUGUUGCGGAAUUGAGCAUGAUGCGCAGGAAUGGAUUGAGUAAAACACCAAUAUUUCGAAUAUAUACAUUGAUAAGUGAAAAGUUUUUAAUAAUUAAGACUGGAUCGGUACAAUACACAAUACUCGUAAAACAGGCGAAAUGAAAGCAAAGCUAAACAUUGCACACAUUAGCUAAAAAUAUUACCAUGGAUUUGUAGUUCGUGCACUCAUGCGCGAACAGUGCAAACAAGAAUGCAAAAUGAAGCGAGAAUAUGGCGAGCAAAGCUGGUCGGCGCGGUGUACUGUGUACCCAUGUACACCAACACCAUGCGGACCACACACACACACACGUAUAUGGUAGUGGUGCCUUUUUUACGUAUUUGGUUAAUCUGCGUAGCAUAUUUUUAUGCUGCGUUAAUGAUUUUUCUUCAAUUACGAGCAACGAACAAAAUGAAAGCUUACUGGAAUGAGUAUAUUAUUUAACUAUGUAUGGGUUGUUCUUUUCUCCCAUUGUGUGUAAAGCCGUACUGUGUUUUAAUGGUACCGUAUAUUUUGUUGAUUUAACAGUUUCAGUGACGGCUAUCUUCUUCACAAAGUUGCCGUGUACACCACUUUCGGCGACAGAAACUUCAAUCUGAAAGAUAAAUAACAGUGAACGGGCGAACAUUGUUCAAAAUAAACCAUUCUAGACGAAAACCAACACGAAAACAAGGUGCACACGAAACGAAAUGUAACCAGAACCAGCAGAGUAGAGUCUGAACGUAGUCUGUAGUAGGUCCAUGAUAUUUCGAUCAUAUAGUAAAGCGUAGAAGUAGUUUGAAAAAAAAAAGGAUUCAGCGGAAACACAGGACAGGGACGAUAGAGCUAAGAGCAAAGGUGAUUAUGAUAUAAUAACUAGCAAUCCUAAUCGCAAACAUUAUACGACUGAUAAUACAACCACACGCACAAGGCGCGAUAUUUUUGAUUACGAAACAAAUACGGAUAGUGGGUGUGGCAGUCAGCAUCUGGCAGUAAAUGAAAAAAUCUUUUUUUUUUUAUUUAACAACAAAACAAAAGGCAUCAUUUACGAGUAUACGUAACACAUUCGCUAAAUUAUAUUUUCAAUACACACAGAACAGAAGUCCUCCUCUGAUUUUUCCUCUCUGGUAUCGUUGUUGUAACGUAUGAAACACAGUAAUUGCAAUCUUAUCGUAUUUAAUAAUGCUUGACAAACCAAACUCACUUUUACACUGAGCGCAAAUCAUGUAUGUCUGUCUGUGUGUCUGUGUGUGUGUGUGUGUAAAGUAAUUCUAACAAUUUCAUCGUCAGCAUCAUAAAAGUAAUCUCCAGCAAACAGCAAAUUCAUCGCUAUUAAUAAAUAGUGCAUUGUGUUACAAUAAAACACACCCAUACGACUAAAAACAUAGUUUCCGCUACACGCAACUACGCUCUAUCGCAAGCAGAGAAAGAUAAACAUAUAUAUAUACAUGAACGUGAAUCAAUAAUAAUCUCUUGCUAUCUUCGAAUCCCUGGUACGACGAUUUACAUAUAGAGCGAGCGAGAGAGAGAGAGAGAGAGAGAGAGAGAGAGAGAGAGAGAGAGAGAGAGAGAGAGAGAGAGAGAGAGAGAGAGAGAGAAAGAGAAAAUGUUAACUAGACUGCAGCAAAGGUACAAUAAUGUAACGCCGUGUAGUUGCGCCACACACCAGACCGUAUCGAUUCCGAAGAGAAAAUUUCGUUUCAACAAUAAUUGAAAUAGGUUUCGAUGGCAGCGAUAUCUGAUUUAUUUUCUUUAUGCCAUUGCAAACAUUUAGACCUGUAUCAGUUUUUGAAUAAAGUAUCAGUUCUGAAAUAAUGUACCUACGAUGUGGUGAGAAGAGAUUGUGCAGGAGGUUUUACACGAUGAUCUCUAUCGUCCGCUGUUCAACGUACAGGGUUUAGUUAAUAAUAAUGCGUUGGUUGAUCAUGAGGGCAUCAGCACAAUGGUGAGAUGAUCAUUAAACGGAAUGCCAGUAACCAGAGAGAAAAAGAGAGCGAGAGAGCGAGAGAGAGAGAGAAUAUGACGGUCGGAGAGCUAGAUUCGUUUGGAUCCGGCGGUUGGAGAAACAUGUCCACACACACGGGCGUAAUGGAAAAAGUUUUUCUAAUUUUCUUAAUUUUCCGGAACCUGCGUUACAGCGUAACAGGGUGUGCUAAUAAUACACUACCACACUGAUAGGACUUUGCACAAAGAAAAGGAAAUGGAAGAGAGAAGGGGGUGGGUUUGCGAAACCAGUGCAGUAGUGUAGCUGCAAGCACAAGCAAAGCAAAACGAAGUAUAUAACUAUAAAUACAUACUUCCGCAGAUUAAUUUACACCUAAUGGGAUGCGAGGUGAAUCGAAGGCAUCAAUUAUAUACAGAAUAAAUGUGACACACUAAUGAAACCAAACCAAAUGGACCAAUUUCAAUUUAACCAAUUCAUUAUUUCAACCCUCUUCGUAGCAAGCCAUGAGUUCAAGUUGUGAUCGUUUUCACCGAACGAAUAGUAUUGACUGUCAGCAUUACUAUUGCCAGUGCAAUACCAUACAGUGCGAUGUUCAAAGCAUUUUGCCGCUGUUUUGCCGGUAGUUUGCGCAAGGGGAUUUGUUUAUACUGGUAAUUUGCAUCACCCAGGAUCGGCCAACCGUUGGCCACAGUUUGGAGACACGUCCUAGCGCGUUUGGCGUUCAGUCAUCGGUAACAUAUCGCUCGUUAUCUACGCAUUAUCCUGUGUGGUAUGAUAGUAUGGUGCGUCGAAUAGGCAAACUACUGUGUGGAUUUGUUAUAGUGACCGUACUUUACCCUAGCAGUGUCUCGGGAAACUCCCUAAAGGAUGGAUUCUUUCAGCAAUUGUUUGAAACUCUGUUUCGCUCUGAAAGCAACACAAGACCCGCCACGGAACCCAUCUUCAUAACGCGUAACGACACGUUGGAAACUGCAGUGAUGAAUGUAUCAUCAUCAUCAUCAUCAUCAGAAACAAGCGAUCAUGUUUCGCGUGCAGCAAUUAUCCUGUCCGAACCGGUUAAAAAUGGUACGCUCCUCCUGGAAGAUGGCUCAUCUAAAACACGUCCAGAAACACAGUUUGGUGAAAUGACGGAUCAAGCAGGACAUGCAAGAAGCUCGGCCGUUGCAGAACGUACCGUGAACUGAAAGAAACAUAUUCUAAGUGAUUACAGCAACGACCGAGAAUGUUAGCGAACAGUAAGAAUUAUUGAGCUUUGAUUAUAGAUUAAGAGCUUAGAAUGAGGAUAAAAAAUAAUCUCAUUUACUCUAAAAGAGAUGUGAGAUGAGUAAUAUGUCCAGUAACAUUCAAAUAAAGCUGUUAAUUUAAUCAAAUAUUCGUGUGUUGUUGAUGAAGCUUGGCAUGUGUGUGUGUGUGUGUGGGGGGGGGGGGGGGGGCUGAUAUAAUUUCGAGGUAAUUUUGGACGCUACUGUCCUUGUCUGCUGUUAGUCAGACGACGGCGAUUUCGUCAACGAAAGUGACACCCAAUUGCUAAUGAUUGUGUGAAAUGUGGAACAAACAAUACACUAGUUCGAAUCUGUCGAAAGCUUAAUGUCGUGUUGUCGCACUGCCAUUCGCUUCAGUUGCAUAUUGAGCGCUGGAGAAGAAGGUCUCCAAAUCCCGAACUUCCUGAUAAAACAACAUUCUAUCACUAGCAUGUAUUCAAGACAGCUUACGGUGUGCUGGAUGGUGGCAGGAGUACUAUUGCUCUUCCAUGGAACAACUGUACAGCCAGUGGCGUGUGAAUCAGAAACCAGUGGAGGAUUUUUUGCCCAUCUGUGGGAUUCGAUCUUUGGCUCGAAGCAACAACCAUCGCCCAGCAACAAUUCAACUGCCGUGAAAAACGAAACUGAUUCGUCGCCUUACAACGCAACAACUGUAUCUACUACCAUCAGUAGUAAUACUACAUCCGUAUCCACGGAAUCGCCGGUCGAGAAUGGUGGAAACGAUACUACUACAACAGCAACAGUUACCACUUCGGCACCCACUUCCAGCUCAGACAAGAGAACUACAGAAAGUGACAAGACGGGUAAAACGGAAUUGAACGGAACUGAUGUAUCAGCUCACACAGAAAAACCGCUAUCCAGCGAAGGAACGACGAUAGCAUCAAGUGUGUCCACGACGGAUAGCAAUGGCGUAACUACUAUUGACAAUGCUACGAAACAGGCGAAUACUACUACCACUACUAAUACUACCAGCACUACAACCACUACUACUAUGGAAACCACCUCUCCCGGAAGCAGCACAGCAGCGGAAUCUACGACGGCUACCACGACAACACAAUCUUCGAAGUCGGCACAAUAGGCUUUGCUUUUCAAAAGCUUCAUUUGAUUGUAUUUUUGGUCUAUGGUUUCGAUGUGCUGAAUUUGAAUUCCUGUACUUAAAUUAAGAAAAUAAAACGAUCGAAGUGUUUUUAAACAGA